Molecule: messenger RNA, 6689 nt
Organism: Fopius arisanus
Lineage: Eukaryota; Metazoa; Arthropoda; Insecta; Hymenoptera; Braconidae
Gene: ena
Product: enabled
Exons: 9
Coding region: 384-2528 (714 amino acids)
Molecular function (GO): SH3 domain binding
Source: RefSeq, a predicted model, not a curated record
GUGUACACUGUCCCUGUGAAAUUUUCAAUGGUGAAUCUAGGUGUGAAAACUACCCAGAACUUUGUCAAGUAUAAAAACAAGUUUGGGGGAAUGUGGAAAUAAGGCAACGAGGCAAUGACGCGAGUUUCGCACUGUAGACGAGGAAUAGCAAAAAUUUUUUAAUGACCUUUAUUGUAGGUCUUAACUAGAUCUUUAAAAAAGAUUUUUUGAGAUUACCCUGGAUGGUGAACCCGACAAAAAUGUCAUCUUAAAGAUCCAGUCCUCGACAACAUAGACGAAUAUUUCAUGAGUGCACUUAAUAUUCGAUCCAUAAAAUUUCUUCUUGGAGUGGGUUUGCUGGUGAAAUAAAGUGAACAAAACUGUUGAGUGGAUAAAAAAAGGGCAUGUCGAGGAGAGGAGUAGGUAAUUUUUGCCAUUCCCUGGCCGAGGAAAAUUCGAUUCAGGCAGAAAUUCAGAUUCGUCCGAUAACGGUACACGGGGAAGAAGUUCAGGGCACUGAUACCCGAUGGAACCAAACAGGGGGCAAUCUCCAGAGACAAUUAUCCUUGCAGGAGGCUUAUUGGUCACGUGAAGUGAGCAUAUCGUCCGCCCGGGCGUCGGUGAUGGUCUACGAUGACGUGAACAAACGAUGGAUACCAAGUGGCAGUUCAUCAGGCCUCUCAAAAGUACAAUUGUACCAUCACCUUGUGCACAAUACAUUUCGUGUAGUUGGUAGAAAACUGCAGGAUCAUGAGAUCGUUAUAAAUUGCGCAAUACUGAGGGGAUUAAAGUACAAUCAGGCUACGGUAACGUUUCACCAAUGGCGAGACAACAAUCAAGUUUAUGGACUGAAUUUUUCGAGUAAGGACGAUGCGGAUGCUUUUGCUAAAGCAAUGCAGCAGGCCCUCGAUGUGCUGAGCAAUGGGAGUAACAUAUCGAGGAGUCUCGUUCCAACUGUCACGCAAGCUGGCCAGCAGCAACAGCAACAGCAACAGCCACAGCAGCAGCAACAGCCUACCGUCUACUCCCAGCAGCCACAGCAGCAGCAACAACAACAGCAACCCCCAUCAUCUCAGGGGACCACCCAGUACGAGGAGGACAUGGGUUAUAGGUACGAAAACCAGACUAUGACGAAGGAAGACGUGGCCAUUAUCCAAGAGCGUAGAAUGUCUCAACAGAGUCAAGGUUCAAAUGGAGUGCUGGCAGUCUCACCGAGCUAUCAAGUUCAGCCUCAGGUACAACAGCAGCCACUCCCCCAGCAACAACAACCACCGCAGCACCAACAGCAGCAGCAGCAGCAGCAACAGCAACAGCAGCAGCAGCAACAGCCACAAUCAGGCCACCACAGAACGUCUUCAGCGCCUCCAGCGCCCCAGCCCCAGGCACCACCAAUGCCAGGGACAAUGACAGCACUGAGGCCCCAGAUAUCUGGCCCCCCUGCACCCCCACCAGUACCACCAGCCCCGCCAUGUCCACCCUCGAUGAUGAACCUGAAUUCAGCCCCAGUGCCACCCCCAAUGAUAAAUCAGUACGCACAAUCACCCUCCCAAUGUAACCUAUCGAAUCAGCCCCAGUCCUCAUCAAUCUACGCCAGUAGCAAUCAAAAUCAGUAUACAAAUAAUCAUAAUCAGUAUUCGGGUAGUCAGCCAAAUCUGUACGGUAGUAAUGCCAAUUUCCAAGGGAAUCAGUAUGGGAGCAGUCAAAAUUCUCAGUACGGUGGUAGUCAAUAUGGGAGUAGUAAUUCGAUAAAUCAGUAUGCUAGUACACCGAGUCAGUAUCAGGGACAGGUACAGAAUCAGGCUCAGUAUGGGCAAACAAAUGUCAAUCCGUAUGGGACACCGGUGAAUAAUGUCAAUCAGUAUGCAAGUGCUACACAGAGUGCUAAUGCAUAUACUCCGGUUGUUAGCAGUGGCGGUCCACCACCACCCCCAAUGGGACCACUCGCUGGUCCCGCUGCACCACCUCCACCUCCACCACCACCCGCACCCAAUACUUGUGCCAAUAGCACAACAAAUUCUGAACCACAGCCCGAUGUUAAUUCCCUAGCAGCUGCACUACAGGCUGCCAGGUUGAAAAAGAAACAGCAAGCCCAACCGGUUGAAAAUAGUGGCUCCAGCACGAGCAGCAGUGGAAGUGGCGGGGGUGGCAAUUAUGGAACUAUCGGACGUGGUGGUGGAGGCGGUAUGGCCUCGAUGAUGGACGAGAUGGCUAAGACACUGGCGCGUCGUCGGGCUGCUGUCGAGAAAAAACAACCCGAUCCACCCCCAGAGCCGGAGAGCUCGCCAGAUAAGAAAUCAUGGGACAAGAGUAAUGCAUCGAAUAAUAAAUUCUCAAAUGGCGCGGAGUCCCCCAAGUCAGCUCGAAAAAGAUUUGGCUCGGCAUCGGAAGACACACUUCUCAAAGUCAAUGGUAUUAAUGAGGGGGCUUUUCUCACUGCUCAAGAAAUGGAGGCUUUCAAAGCUGAGAUAAUCAAGGAAGUCAAAAAGGAAUUCCAGAAAAUGAAAAAUGAUAUUGUGGAGGCUCUGAAAGUCGAAUUGAGCAGAAGGUAAAGAAACGAGGAUAAUAUCCCAUCACUGGAAAAUGGUAUUCUUGAGAGAUUUGAUUAGAUAGGUGACCCACGCAUCAUCGACAGCAACAUACGAGGUUUUUAAUGAAAAAAUAAUAAUAAUACUAUUGAUAAUAACGAUUAAAAAACAUUCGGGGAGAAAUGGAAAGAGAUACAAGCGAAAAACUCAUGUAGCAAUAUCCGUGUAUAUCAGCCAUUUGUGUGUAAGUACGUUAAUCUUAGAUUAGUAAAGUUGAAAUUUUCAAUGCCCCAGUCUGUCACUGAUAACUAAUGACGAGAUAACACUUGGACCAAUUGAGCUGUCAAUGAAAUUACCGACGCACAUUUAUUAGUUUUACGAAAUAUUCCUUUCUAGGGAGUAAUUUUAAACAGUAUGACUUCUAUUACUGUGUAAUGAUUCUAAAUUUUUUAAUAAUUUCCGUAUUUAAUUUAAGGAUAUCCAAGUAUUUUUUUUGUGUAAUCAUGUCAUAGAAAUUUUCAAAGCUGUUCGAAAUUUGAUGCUUGAUUUUUAUUUUGAACUUUUUGAAAAGAUCUUAAAUGUAUAAUUUCAUUAUUCUUUCAAAUUUUCAAACGCAAUUUCAUUCAAGACUACAGUAGACGCCCGUUAUAGUCGUGUGUGUAGGGCUGUAGGGGAAGUGACCGGAAACUGAUUUUUUUUUUUAUAGCGAAUUCCAAUACGAGAGAAAUUUAUUUUUCAUCACGAUGUGGCGAAUAGCAACUUUCAUGAAGAAAAAUAUUCAGUUCAAUCGAUUGUUCAUACACUCCGCUAUUGAUUUAUCUAAUGUGAUUAAAGAAAAUACUUGGAUUUCUUUAAUAGGAUUAUCUCAGCUUGAUUGGUCUCACGUGUAAUAGUAUAAAAUAGCUUCAUCGCCGUUGAUUAAUUACCUGAAACCGACUCUGAAUCAAACUGACGAUUUAAUGCACAAAAAUGUACAGUUGUUCACCAAUGUCGUGGCGUAAAUUUUUAUAAUUCCCGUGUUACGUUAACCCCCCGGUCGUUUUGUAUUAAAAUCUAUCGCAAAAAGUGAUUCAAGAUUGCAUUUAACGAGGUACAUAUCACAAUCUGUUCUAACACAUUCCGUUAACCUGUUCUUCAGACUGAUGACGCGGAAAAAUUCAGGUCAUACUUCAAUCCUAUCGGGUUAUUUAUGUGAUUCAUUAAUUAUUAAUUGAUUGGGGACAUCCAAGUCACGAGGGCUAUUGCCACGUCUUGGAUUUAAUUGAAUUAUUCUACCAAAAGCUGAACAAAUUGACUUGAGCGAUUGAACAUUAUUAAAUAUGAUAAGAAAUUCAUCUACAGACAAAAAUUAUCUCUUAACAAUUUUAAUUAUGAUUUUUAUGCAAUUAUUGGAACGUAAUGAUCAACGAGUGAUUCAAAAGUGGUCACCCACUCUAGGCUUUUCACAUCUAUGUUAUUGCCAUGGAGAUAAUAAUUCUAAUUAUUUUUGCUUGAAAUGAAAAUUUAUCGACUCAUUUGUGAUUAAUGGUAAGCAAGUAAAAUUCGAUGAUUCUCAUCAAGAAGUAUUAAUAAUAAAAUUCUUCAGACAUUUCGUUUGCCCUCAAGACUGAAUUGGAAGAGAACAAUCUCAUUAAUGUAAAUAAACCGAAUGUGAUUGAUAUGAGGUAAUCCAUCAAGUCACGUAAAAGCCUAGUGGUCCUCUGUGCACUGUUAAAUACAAACACAAAAUAAAAAGAGCAAUACGGGAGGAUAAACUAAGCCAACUGUUAUCAAUAGGUUUUGAUAUUAUUUACUCAAUGAUUGAUACGAACGAUAACCAAUGUGCACUCGAUGAUCCAACAAACGACUGAAAUUUGCAUUAAAACCCCUUCCAAUUUUUUUACUUUUCCGACAUAUUUUAGUCAAAUAAAUUUUGUAACCACUCGGUGAUUGCUGAAACCUAAGAAUUGGUGACAAAUUAAAACAAUGUUUACUCUAACAUUAAGAAUUUUUCGAAGGCUGAUCGCUGUAUUUACACAAUUUUCACGCGCCCAAAUGCACAUGCUUCUGCUAAAGGUCUACAGCUGUAUCACAACAUGCAAAAAUUAUAAUAAAAACGCUUCAUAGAUUUUAUAUUUAACGGAUGACUAUUGGAAAGAGGGAGAGCAAUGAUAAAGAGAAUGUGAAUGAAGUAUUAUUCGAUGAAAUAUCUCGAAUAUUUCUCGACGCUUGUCCCUCGGUCAUCCAAGCUAAUGAAAUUGGGUUAAUCAUCCGGAUAAAAUGAGAAGUAUUGAGGGGUAUCUCUUAGCUUGGAAAAUUGAAUAGAAUAUCGAGAAGUAAAACGGAACAGUAGAAUAGCGGUACAUUGGGCAAAAUACGCGUUACGUUUUCACUUUCUUUUCUCAAAUUUUCUAUUAAUUGUAGAAAGUUAGGAAAAGAAAUUGUCCCCCGAUCAUUCAAAAGAUGAAUAUAUUCAUUGACACGCUAGUUCCGUUUGAUAAAUAUCCGUUAAUAAUAUUAUUUCAUAUAUUUUAUAACAAUCUUGUAAAUAUAAUUAGUAUAUCUUCCACACUAAAUAUUUAUUUUCAUCCAUUUUAACCCCAUUAACGUAAAUUAAAUCAUUCGAGUGUAGAAUAACGAGAAUACUUGAUUUCUUUGAAAAUUGUGAAGGUUUUGUCCUGUCUUGUUUGUUCAGUGAGAGUCCGAAUGACGAUGGGUUGUGCACUAAAAGGUGUUAGACAAAUGGAUAAGAUACAAUUGACCUUUAUCGAUUUGAAAUCUAGAUAAUUCAAUUAAGUCACCUUCAUGAAAUGUAUUUGGGUGUUUGUUUCUUUUUUUUUUCAUGAAAUUAUCUGUUACAAUCUGAGUUGUAAAUUGUGAUAUCCUUUUUGCAGACGCAGAGCUAUUCAUUUCCUUCGACAAAAUCAUUCUGUAAUCAUAAUGCAAAUCCUACUGCAAUUUGAAUUUGAGAUAUACAAAUCAGUAGCGAAGAGGUCAAGGGAAGUGACUCGAGUUUUCGAGGGAUAUCUCUCAUUCUAAAAGACAUAGCCAAUUUUUUUGUAGAACUGUUUUUGUAGAGUUUAUUGAGAGCUACAAAAAUGAUGUUCACACGAAUUUCGCUAUUUCUGGUACAUUCGGAGAUAUUCUGGGGAAAUUUAUCUAGUGCGAAGUUGACCUGUUCGUUGGUGAAAUCAUUCGACAAAUUAUUAUAUUCCGUGGCUUCGCUAUUUCAUUGUAGCUUAUUGCUAGCUGGUAGAACGAUAAAUUCUAGUGUAAUUUUGUAUUUUUGUACUUUUGAGAUUCAUCGAACAUGAAUUUUUGAUGAAUUGAUUCUCAUGGAGUAGUAAAUUCGACAUUUGUGAUGAGAAUGCUUUGGACUGCUCGUUUUUCCUUCAGCUUAUUUCUUAUCUUUAGUAAAGUAAGUACAGGAUAUUCUUGCGAACUGAUUAUCACUAUUUGUCGAAUGAGUCGUUCCUGUCGAUAAUUCUUUGCAGUCGCUAUCUUCUUUGAAUUGACGUUUGAGGAUAUUUCGGUGGGAUAAAUAAAAAUAAACCCAACACAAUAAAAUUUCGAGUUCACUUGCCGCAAUAUAUUUCCAAUAAAAACGUCUACGAAUAUCAAAUCACCCGGAGAAUUACAUUUGUAUUUCAUACAACUCAAUCUUUCCCGCGGAGAGAAAUUAAUCGAAACAAUGACAUGAUUUCCAUAAUAAAUUUUUCUCCGUGUAUUGAACUUUACCUUUAGGCUUUUUGCAGUGAAAUAAUUAUUUACAAACAAUAAUUCCUGUUGAAUAUCCUCAAAGUCAACGGUCAACCUCAAUUUACCGGAAUUUUCCAAUUAUUGGCUCUUCACCUGCCCCUCAUUAUUAUUUAAUGAUUAAACCACAUGAGUGGCAUGAACAGUCAGACGUUUGAAUAUAAAAAAUAAAUCUGACGAAAAGGAUCUAGCGAUUUGACAACGCCACAUAGUAUUUGAAAUCUAGAUGUUAAGUUAUGUAGAAGUAAUUUGUAUCGAAACUUAGACAUAAAUUGAAAAAAAAAAACGUACAUAAUUCAGCGAUGAGCUGUUGAGUAAAAGAUCGACAUGAAAUAAAUAAAAGUAAGAGUGAAGCGAUAGACCUUUUAUCGCUGAUUCUGAAACGUGAGAUGAUAAAGGAAGUUAUUUGUAUGUAAAUGAACGACAAACAAUAAAACUAUCAUAUACCUA